UUGUUAACCGAAGGUGUGAAGACCAAAAUGGGCCUUAUUUCGCUAUCGGACCCAAUCCAAAACAUAUUGGGCUGAAGAAUUUGUCCACAAAUUGAUCUUCUGCAAAUUAGGGUUUCCACUUUUCAUUUUGUUCUCGCAUUCCACAAAGCACAGUGAAGAAGAACGAGGGAGUCAACGCGAGAAUGAGAAAGAGGAAGAACUAUUCCGGCAAUGUGAAAUCCGAUAAAAGUCAUUACAACCCUGCUCUCAUAAAGAAGCAAAAAGAAUUCUAUAAGAAUGCGAAGAAUAUAAAGAAGUUUAAGAAGAUGUUAAAGCAGCAAACGGAGCAAACCGAUCCUUCCUCGGCACAGAAACUGAUGAUCGAGAACGAUGGAGCUGUGAUGAAAGAGAAUAAGGGCGAGAGUGAGAAGAGGAGGAAUGGUUUGGAAGAAUUGUACAGAAAGAAGCAUGAAGAGAAAGAGAGAGAAAGAAUGGAAAGAGAGGCAGCUUUGAUGGCUAAGAAGGAAGAGAGAGAAGAGGCCCAAGCCAGAAGAAAAGCUCUGCGUGACAAAAUGCUUAAGAAAACCAGAAAAGGGCAACCUCUUAUGAAAUACAGAAUUCAGCAUCUUUUGGAUACUAUUCAAGUCUCAACUCAAAUCAAACCAUCCAAAUCUCCUUGAUUCAAAUUAUAUAACAAUACCGAUAGUUGUUGAUUGUGCAAAUUUAAAAUCUUUGUAUUCAAGUUGUUUUCAGUACUUUGCUGACCAUUGUAAACAUUGUUCUGUUCAAAGUUAAUUAUCUUUGUUGAUGACAUAGAAUAUUAUGAGUUAUUAAAAGUUGAUUAAGACAAAUUUGAUUGGUAAUUCGAUCUAUUUAACAACCAACUUAGAGUCUUAAACAAUUAUUAUGUCUUAUAAUAUGAACAAAGAUCUUAGCUCACAAACAAGGCAGGAGAAAAUUUCUAAACUGAAAAUUUUAUUUGAUAUAGAAGAAAGUAUAUGGUUUUACACAAAGACUUACAAAAAUAGUAAUGAACACUUGAUCAAAUACCCGGCUCAUACAAACUCUUGAGAUAACAGAAAAAACUCUGG
Molecule: messenger RNA, 1070 nt
Organism: Arachis duranensis
Lineage: Eukaryota; Viridiplantae; Streptophyta; Magnoliopsida; Fabales; Fabaceae
Exons: 3
Coding region: 183-659 (158 amino acids)
Cellular component (GO): nucleus
Source: RefSeq, a predicted model, not a curated record